AUGGGCUUUGCUUUUGCCGCUGGAACCACAGAUGAACCUGGAGCAUUUGAUUUUACACAAGGAGAUGAUAAGGGGAACCCUUUCUGGAGGAUGGUGAGAAACGUUCUUAAACCACCUCACAGGGAACAAAUGGAAUCUCACUACCCAAAACCCAUCUUGCUUGACACUGGGGAAAUGACAAAGCCAUAUGAAUGGGCUACUACUCUAACUUUGUCAUUGGUUCCAGCCCUCAAUUCUUCAUUGCAAAUACUAUGUAUUGGACAACUUUUCAUUCUCAGUGUCCCUGGAGAAUUCACAACUAUGGCUGGAAGGCGACUCCGCGAUGCAGUCAAGAGACAUCUUCAAAGCAGUGGUAAUAUAGAAAUGAGCGGUGAGAUUCACAUUGUGAUAGCUGGAUUGGGUAAUGGUUACUCACAAUAUGUGACAACCUUUGAGGAAUACCAAGCGCAAAGAUACGAGGGCGCAUCUACAUUAUUUGGCCCGCACACCCUGAGUGGGUACAUUCAAGAGUUCAAGAAGCUCUCCAAAUCUCUCGUCCUUGAUAGGCCUGUUCAACCGGGGCCUCAACCGCCGGAUCUCCUAGACAAGCAAGUGAGCUUCCUCACACCAGUCGUGGUGGACACAACUCCUGCCGGAGACAGUUUUGGAGAUGUGAUCUCGGAUGUUCCCAAAAACUUGUCCUUGAAGAGAGGAAAUGACCUGGUGACUGUUGUAUUCCAGUCAGCUUGCCCUAGAAACGAUCUACUGACAGAAGGUACGUUUGCACUGGUGGAGAGACUAGAACGGGAUGACAAGACUUGGACCCCAGUUUAUGACGACGAUGACUUAUGUUUGAGGUUCAAGUGGUCGAGGCCUAAGAAGUUGAGCUCUCGGAGUGAAGCCACAGUGGAAUGGAGAGGUCCUGAGUCUGCAUCACGAGGGGUGUACAGGAUCACCCAUUUUGGUGCUGCAAAGAGUCUAUUUGGGUCAGUCCAGCAUUUCACAGGUUCUUCUAGUGUUUUCGCUGUAACAUAA
Molecule: messenger RNA, 1014 nt
Organism: Brassica napus (rape)
Lineage: Eukaryota; Viridiplantae; Streptophyta; Magnoliopsida; Brassicales; Brassicaceae
Product: neutral ceramidase 1-like
Exons: 6
Coding region: 1-1014 (337 amino acids)
Biological process (GO): sphingosine biosynthetic process; long-chain fatty acid biosynthetic process; ceramide catabolic process
Cellular component (GO): extracellular region
Molecular function (GO): N-acylsphingosine amidohydrolase activity
Source: RefSeq, a predicted model, not a curated record